Molecule: messenger RNA, 2125 nt
Organism: Archocentrus centrarchus (flier cichlid)
Lineage: Eukaryota; Metazoa; Chordata; Actinopteri; Cichliformes; Cichlidae
Product: zinc finger and SCAN domain-containing protein 30-like
Exons: 3
Coding region: 146-1258 (370 amino acids)
Biological process (GO): regulation of transcription by RNA polymerase II
Molecular function (GO): RNA polymerase II cis-regulatory region sequence-specific DNA binding; DNA-binding transcription factor activity, RNA polymerase II-specific
Source: RefSeq, a predicted model, not a curated record
GAAGCUCGAGCAGCGGGCGCAACUUAGUGAGACACAAACUAAACCACUGAUCCUCUCACGCUGUGUCGACCCGACAACAAUACCAACGGCGGUAUCGCUUCUGUGGAUGUUUGGAUCGAUCCGCUCAGCCCCAGUUUGAGCAGCAAUGUGUUCAGUUCAGUAUUUGAGAGAGUUCAUCAAGGAGAGACUAACUGCUGUUUGUGAAGAAAUCUUAUUAGAGGUUCAAAAAACCGUCGUCCAUUAUGAGGAGGAGAUCGACCGUCAGCGCAGACUGCUGGAUAUCAGCCGGACACCCGACGCAAACUCACAUAUCACAGAACUCCCACAACAACAUGACUGUGAGGAAGAGGAGGGUCCAGAUGAGCAACAGGUCUAUAACCAGGAGAGGAGCUCCAGUCUGGACCAGGAGGACCCAGAGCCUCCACAAAUUAAAGAGGAACAGGAGGAAGUCUGCAGCAGUCAGGAGGGAGAGCGGCUUGUACUGAAGCAGGAGGCUGAAGGCGUCUGGACUGAUGAAGAGAGGCUCACACUGCUGGAGACUGCCUGGAAACCUGAGAUAAAGUUACACAGAAUAGACCCCCAACAGCAACAUGUCUGUGAGGGGGAGGAGAUUCUCACAGGGCAGCAGGUCUGUAACCAGGAGAGGAACUCCAUUAUGGACCAAGAGGACCCAGAGCCUCCACAGAUUAAAGAGGAACAGGAGGAACUCUGCAGCGGUCAGGAGCAGCUUGGACUGAAGCAGGAGGCUGAUGCCUUCAUGGUGACUCCUACUUAUGAGGAAAGGGACGAGACAGAUGCAGAACCAAACAGUGAGGAACAACUUUCUCACAGCUCUUCUGAAGCAGAGAGCCAAGAUCAGGAAAAAAGCCAACAUGUGGACUCAAGAUCAACUAGAAUUGCAGAGGUGAACAAGAGGAACAGAAGACAUCACAGAAAGAGAAGUCACAGUCAGAGUGUAGACAAUACUCCUAUGUCAGAGAUACAGAGUCAAACUGACACAGGGAAAAACUCUAUACAGUGUGGCACCUGUGGAAAAACCUUUCAAUAUAAAUCCCACCUGGUUAGACAUCUGAGAAUUCACACAGGUGAGAAGCCAUAUUCUUGUAGCACCUGUGGGAAAAAAUUCAAUGAGGAAUCAACAUUGAAAUCUCAUGUAAGAGUUCACACAGAUGAAAAGCCUUAUCUUUGCGGCAACUGUGGGAAAAGAUUCAGGUGGAGGACACAGUUAGUGAAACACAUGAGAAUUCAUACUAGUUAAAGGUUUCAUACUUAGAAAAUGUGGGACACCUGUGAGUCGUAGCAGUGUGUUGGUGGUAGAGCUCACACUAGCAUUGUAGUACUCGAGGACUCUGGAUUUUAUUUCAAGACUGCAGCUGUGGAAGUAUCACUAAAUUGCCAGAAUAUUGUUCAAUUUAUUUGUUAACUUCCUUGCUUUUUGUGAUGGCCAAACCUAUGGCCACACCCCAGCAAAGUCGGUAAUUCCCAUAUGCACUAUUCAUACAAACACCAUUAUUUUAGUUUGCAAUAAAUUGGUUGGUUUAAAUGCAUUUGCUCUAUUUGUAAGCAUGCACAUUUAGUUCACUUGUAUUUUUCUCAACCUAUGGUUCAUUUUUGUUUAUGCUCAUAAUUAGUUUUUGUUUCUUUACCGGUACUUACUGUUGUAAUCCUUGGGAGUUGCCUGACAAAAGAUGUUGGCCAGGGCUGACCACACCGGAACACAAUGGACAAAUUGGACUGCACCACCGGUUCCUGUAGAGGGGAGGGACUUAGAGUUUCUUUAGCUAAAUAAAGCUUUCCAUUUAAGUGAAUAAUUUGUAUUUGGGAGCUUUAAGAUUUGGCUUUUUUGUUUUUUGGUUUUUUUUGUGUGUUUAGUUUAUUAACAAACUUAGCUGUAUUGUGGUGUUUGGUGUAAUUGGUGUAUUCUGUUUAGUUACCCCUAUUGUGUGUUAGUGGUCUGAUCAGCCAGCAUAUAUACCCCAGUGUGUCAUUUUCUUAGGUGGGUCAGUCAUGUUUGGUUUGUGCAGCUAGUUUGUUUGUGUACAUUUUUGCCUGAGUUCAGUUUUGUUUCUUUGACCUCUUUCAUGAGCUCAGUAUUUUGUAAUUUUUAUUUUUUUGGGUUAAAAUA